Molecule: messenger RNA, 1477 nt
Organism: Schistocerca americana (American grasshopper)
Lineage: Eukaryota; Metazoa; Arthropoda; Insecta; Orthoptera; Acrididae
Product: putative RNA-binding protein Luc7-like 2
Exons: 9
Coding region: 400-1347 (315 amino acids)
Biological process (GO): mRNA splice site recognition
Cellular component (GO): U2-type prespliceosome; U1 snRNP
Molecular function (GO): mRNA binding
Source: RefSeq, a predicted model, not a curated record
AAUGUUUGGAGGAAAAUCCUUGGGAUCGUUGUGCAGAUAGAGUGAAUUGAUUUUCGUUCUGGAGAGUAUAGUAAAAUGACGGCUCAUGAUCAAAUAAGGGCGAUGUUAGAUCAGUUGAUGGGAACUGGUCGAAAUGGGGGGCUUCCGCGCUUAAUACAAGUAUUGAGAGUAAAGGGCAGCUGAGAGCAGCACACGGGAAAACAACAGGUUCCAAGUGAAGUUUUCAGACCCCAAGGUGUGCAAAAGCUUCCUGCUCAGCUGCUGUCCACAUGAGAUUCUAUCAUCUACGGAAGAUAAAAUAUAAUUUGACACACCAUGUGGAUAGUUUAGAGGAAUUUUGUCACCAUUACAUCAUACGGCGACACCAUUCGAGUUUGAAGAUAUUUGUGACAGUCUCGGAUGGAUCUGGGAGAAUGCCCAAAAAUACAUGAUCUGGCACUUCGUGCUGACUAUGAAAAGGCCAGCAAAACAAAGGACUACUUCUAUGAUAUUGAUGCAAUGGAGCAUCUGCAGACAUUCAUUGCAGACUGUGAUCGUCGAACAGAGCUAGCAAAGCAGCGUUUGGCAGAAACACAGGAAGAAUUGUCAGCAGAAGUGGCUGCAAAAGCUAAUAAGGUUCAUGAGCUUGCGGAGCAAAUUGGCAAGAAGUUAGCACGUGCAGAACAGUUGGGUGCAGAAGGUCUUGUUGAAGACAGUAUGAAGUUGAUGGAGGAGAUUGAAGACCUGAGAAAGAAGAAAAGUGCUGCUGAGAGCGAAUAUCGCAAUUCGAUGCCUGCUAGUAGUUACCAGCAACAGAAACUCAGAGUUUGUGAAGUAUGUUCAGCUUAUCUUGGAAUACAUGAUAACGAUCGCAGAUUGGCAGAUCAUUUUGGUGGAAAGUUGCACCUUGGUUUCAUUAAAAUUCGCGAGAAGCUUGCUGAAUUAGAGAAAACUGUAGAAGGACGGAAACUGCAGAUGCGCCAGUCAUUGAAGGACAGAGAUCGUGACCGUGAGAGCCGUGAGCGUGAAAGGCUCCGUGAAAGAGAUCGUGAAAGGGAACGAGAACGGGAGCGUGGUCUCAGUGGUGGCUCAAGUAGGCACAGCCGUGACAGGGAAAGAGAGCGGGAGAGAGACAGAGACAGAGAAAGAGACCGGGAUAGAGACCGGGAGCGUCGUCACAGACACGGCAGCCGUUCUCGCAGUCGGGGAGAUAAACGUUCACGCUCACGCUCAAAGUCGCACAGCUCCAGAUCACAUCGGUCACGUAGCAGCAGUCGAUCUAGACGUUCACACCGUUCCCGCUCUGGUGACAGGAAGGAUAGAUCACGUUCCCGUGACAGGAAAAGGGAAAAUUAUGAACAUUCUUGACAGUUCCAGCACUAAUUUUGGAGGACUAUAGCUUUCUUAAUUUCAGUUGUAUUUUAAAGACACCAUAUACCAGUUGUUAAUAAUAUUCGUACAUUUUUGUUACUGUUCAAAAUAAAUUAGUGUGCUAGUA